AUGGUCUCGAUAGAUCAGUCAUAUAACAUGCUCCCCAAGCACCUGAGCUCCGAGCACGACGACUACAUCCUCUACCCCGAGCCGCCCCAAGCAGUCUUCACCACCGCCCCCAUGGAGAUGACCAUCCCUGCCAACGCCUCUUACAUGUUCCCUACCUCCUUGCCCAUGGAGGCUUCUCCCGUCUACGAAAACAACUUCAUCUACCAGGGACGCACCUCACCGAGCCUCUACGAGGACGGCGACUUCCAAUUGCCCUCCUCCAACCUCUCCACCACAUCGGCGCCCUCGGCGGCCUCAUCCAACGUGGGCUCGCCGCAGUCACAUCACGACCAGCCGGCGCCGGUGCCUGAAUGGGCGCACCCCGGCAUCGCUGUCACCCCGGGCAUUGUGCCCCACGACUACUACAACACCACGGGUACUGAGUACUCUACCUACGCCGGCUCAGGUAUGGAAGACUUUGCAGCUUUCGACUUUGUCAACACAAAGCCCCCGGGUUUCGUGGACCCUUCCCUCAUCCACCCCGACAUCAGCCGCCCAAUGCCGAUGCCGGGUUUUGAUCCCAACUUCCACCACCCUCAGUAUCCCGCAUCGCCCGCCCUGUCCGCUUCGUCCCAAUCCAUGGUCCGCAACGGCAGCCAAUCGCCUUUCAUGCACAGCGGCUUCCAGCAGCAGUUCAGCCCCUACGCCACACCGGCCCACGCCCGCCGCCCCAGCCUCCACUCGUUCCCCUCCAACUAUUCCGAUGGCAACGGCUACAGCGGCGACGAGUCCAAGGAGAAGCAACGAUGCCCGCACCCCGAGUGCGGCAAGACCUUCAAGGACCUGAAGGCGCACAUGCUUACCCACCAGAAUGAGCGCCCGGAGAAGUGCCCGAUCGUGACGUGCGAUUAUCACGUCAAGGGCUUCGCCCGCAAGUACGACAAGAACCGCCACACCCUUACCCACUACAAGGGCACAAUGGUGUGCGGCUUCUGCCCCGGGUCGGGGUCCGCGGCCGAGAAGUCGUUCAACCGCGCCGACGUCUUCAAGCGCCACCUGACGGCCGUCCACGGCGUCGAGCAGACACCGCCCAACAGCCGCAAGAAGAGCACGGCCGCCAGCAGCGGCAAGAAGCUCGCCGGCUACCCUCCCGACGCCACCGGCAAGUGCUCGACCUGCUCGCAGACCUUCUCCAACGCCCAAGACUUUUACGAGCACUUGGACGACUGCGUGCUGCGCAUCGUGCAGCAGGAGGACCCCGCCGAGGCCAUCAACGCCAAGCGCCUCGCCGAGGUCGAGAACGACAAGGACGUGCACCAGACGCUGGAGAAGAACCACCUCCCCACGCAGACGCAGAUGCCGUCCACCGAGGAGGACGAAGACGAGGACAUGGACGAUGAGGACGACGAGGACAGCAAGCACCGCUUCAACUCGCCAACGAAGCGGAAGGGCAACCCCGUCAACGGCGUCCAAAAGUCGCGCGGCCUCACCCACUCCCGCGGCGGCGGCCCCAUGCCCGUCAAGGCCAAGGGGCGCAAGAACCGCCGCGACUACCCCUCGUCGUGGGGCUUCGACAAGGGCCAGAUGACGAUGAAGAAGCGUGUCAUGGCCGUCUUUGACGGCCCCCGCCGCCUGGCCAAGGACGACAUGAUGCUCUCCACGGACCACGAGGUGCGCAUCAAGCUGGCGGACGGCAACAACUACGUGACGGACCUGGACGUGCAGACGCUCAAGCGCGCCGAGGGCUUCCUCGGAGCAACUGACGACGAGAAGGGUCCGUGGAUCUCUGACGACCCCACCGAGGAGCAGCUCAGGGAGAUGCAGGCUGUUCUUGAGAGCUUUGAGCAGUAA
This is a messenger RNA of Colletotrichum chrysophilum, 1830 nucleotides long. RefSeq lists its product as uncharacterized. The record is from RefSeq and is a predicted model, not a curated record. Gene Ontology annotation, biological process: regulation of transcription by RNA polymerase II. Lineage: Eukaryota; Fungi; Ascomycota; Sordariomycetes; Glomerellales; Glomerellaceae. The coding region runs from base 1 to 1830 and encodes 609 amino acids. Gene Ontology annotation, cellular component: nucleus. The transcript is spliced from 2 exons.